This is a messenger RNA of Drosophila eugracilis, 2335 nucleotides long. It is a transcript of the gene cactin, whose product is annotated as cactin. The record is from RefSeq and is a predicted model, not a curated record. Bases 81 to 2237 code for a protein of 718 amino acids. NCBI's taxonomy places the organism in Eukaryota, Metazoa, Arthropoda, Insecta, Diptera, Drosophilidae. Gene Ontology annotation, biological process: mRNA cis splicing, via spliceosome. Gene Ontology annotation, molecular function: protein binding. The transcript has a single exon. Gene Ontology annotation, cellular component: spliceosomal complex; cytoplasm.
AAUACGGAAGCGGGUUAGGGUUGAUAAAUAAUAAACAAUUUCACAAUUCCUCAUUUCGUCCCUUUAACCCCUUAAGAAGAAUGCCCAAAGAAAAAUCCAAGUCCCGCCAUCGCAGCCGCAGUCGUGAGCGGCGAGAUCAUCGCAGUCCGGAUCUAAAAAGCAGCAGGAACAGAGAUCGGGACCGCGAUCGUGAGCGGGAAAAGGAGCGCGACCGCAGGGACUACAAGGAUAAGGAGCGUGAUCGGCACAGGGAGAAGGACAAGAGCAGAGACAGAAAACGCGAGCACAAGAGCAGGAGGCGCAGGUCCUCAUCCUCCAGCUCGUCAUCAUCCAGUUCGUCACCCAACUCUGCGUCCGGAGGCCCUCGCUCGCCGUUGGCCAAAAGCUCUAUGAAGUUGCUCCAAACCCUGGAGGCGCGUCGUCUUGUCGAGCAAAAAGAACGCCAACGGAAAAAAGAAGAGCUGAAGGCCCAGGAAACACCCGAGGAGAAGCGUGCCCGUCGCCUGCGCGAAAAGCAGGCCAAGGAGCAGCGGCGUCGUGAGCGAAUGGGCUGGGACAACGAAUACCAGACGUAUUCCAACGAGGACAACCCCUUUGGCGAUUCUAAUCUCACCUCUACAUUCCACUGGGGCAAGAAGCUGGAGGUAGAAGGCUUAUCCAAUCUCUCCACCAAAACCGUAGAGGUUCUGUCACUGCAAAAGCAGCUGGAAAAUCGCAGAGAGCUGGAAAAGGUGAAGAAACGGCGGCAGGAGAGGGAACUGGAGCGGCAGGUGCGUGAAGAUGAUCUUAUGAUGCAGCAGCGGGCCAAAGAAGCAGUACAGUUCCGCGAGUGGCAGCGCCAGGAGGAUCAGUUUCACCUGGAACAGGCUCGCUUGCGCAGUGAGAUUCGCAUCCGCGAUGGCCGGGCCAAACCCAUUGAUCUCCUCGCUCAAUAUGUGGCCGCUGGAAAUGCGCCACUCGAGGAUUCUCUCGAAAUGCAAAUGCAUGAGCCCUAUGUUCUGCUAAACGGCCUGCCCAUGGAAGAGCUGGAGGACCUACUGGUGGAUAUAAAGGUCUACGAAGAGCUGGAGCAAGGAAAGCACAUAGAUUUCUGGAACGACAUGAUCACCAUUGUGCAAGAUGAACUGCAGCGGCAACAGAAGCUGAAUGCGGAAAGCAGUUCGAUGAAUCAGCGAAGGGAUGGCAUUCACCAGGCUGUCGUCAAGGAUGUGGCGGAUAUCUUCAAGGGUAAGAACGCCCAGCAGCUAGAGGAGAUGAGGCAGCGCAUCGAGGCCAAAAUAAGUGGACGGGCGGACGGCGUCGACAUCAGCUACUGGGAGAGCCUGCUUUCGCAACUCAAGGCUCACAUGGCGAGAGCUCGUCUGCGGGACCGUCAUCAGGCCUUGUUACGGGAGAAGUUGUUGCUUUUAAAGCGGGAGAAUGACGAUGAUGCGACGCAGGAGGAGACGGCAUCGCAAGUCAAAGAAGAGCAGAUGGAAACCCAAGACAUUGACGUCCCUGAGAAUGGGGAGAGCUCACCAGUGGAAGAAGAUGAUCCCCUCAGGGAGCUGCGCGAUGCAGUGCGCCUUUACCAAGCAGGAAACUAUAGUCCGCGCUACAUACGCGAAGAGGAUUUCACUGGCAGACGAGUGCAAUCCGAAGGCAACGACGAGCCGGAGACAGAUGGAGCCCUUUACGAGGAGGAGGAUGAUGAGCGGCGGACGCAGAGAGCGCGUCUGCUUAUCCUUCACCCAGAACGCGUAGACACCACUAACUUGACGCCGCAGGAGCUGCGGAUGCGCAACGAAGCCAGGAAGGGAAUGCAGGGUGACGAGGCGGAGUUCAGUGUGGAGACAACCCUUGAUGCAGUGCCUCAACUGGCCACCGACAAAUACCGUCCCCGCAAGCCGCGCUACUUCAAUCGCGUGCACACCGGUUUCGAGUGGAACAAAUACAACCAGACGCAUUAUGACAUGGACAAUCCACCGCCCAAGAUCGUGCAAGGCUAUAAAUUCAACAUAUUCUAUCCGGAUUUGAUGGAUAAGUCGCAGACACCGCAGUACUUCCUCACACCUUGUGCCGACAACGGGGACUUUGCUGUGCUGCGCUUCCACACCGGACCGCCGUACGAGGAUAUUGCCUUCAAGAUCGUCAACCGGGAGUGGGAGUUUAGCUACAAGCGGGGAUUCCGCUGUCAGUUCCACAACAACAUCUUCCAGCUGUGGUUCCACUUCAAGCGAUAUCGCUACAGGCGGUGAAAGGUUGGCUGGCGAUGUGUAGAACUUACCGUGGAUGACCUGAAACUUCUUUUUUUUUGUAGCCUUUGUUAUGUCGAAAUAAAGUGUAAGAACAUAAA